CUCUGUUCCUCUGGUACUUCCCUAGUUUCAACAUACAUUCGAGAUUUGUUUCUGUUACUCUCUCUCAUCAAUUCGACGAAUUGCAUCUCUCCCUAGUCACCAGAGACAAAAGGAACAAACCCUUGAUACUCAAGUUAAAAUUAAUGGCCGGCAAUUCUGAUCCUCAUGGCUCGGCAUUUUCAGCAGCCGAGAUGGAGUUCCUUGCCGAGGAUGAAUUGGUGGAGAUUGUCCCAAAUAUGAGAAUGGAUCCUAUCAAUUUAAUCUGUGGGGAUUUUGGUCCUUUCCGUCCACAAAUAGCUACCCAAGUACCUCUGUGGCUGGCGGUGGCUUUGAAGAAGAGAGGAAAAUGCACGAUUCGGCCUCCGGAGUGGAUGUCUGUGGACAAGCUAACUCAGGUUUUGGAAGCAGAGCGGGACACUGGAAGAGUUUUUCAACCACUACCAUUCCAUUAUGUAGAAAUCUCAAGGCUUCUUUUUGACCAUGCUCGUGACGACAUUCCUGACAUAUAUAUGGUGAAGUCCCUUAUUGAGGACAUCAAAGAUGUAAGGUUUCACAAAAUUGGGACUGGCUUGGAGACCAUAUCUGGAAGGACAAACGCAGUGAAGCUUUCAAAUCUGUCAGCAAUGGAAGUAAAUAUAGUACGCCCAUUUCUUGCCGGUGCUCUACAGACAUUUUAUAAGCUUCAUAAUCCAGAGAUGGUUCCAGAAUCAGAAAGAAGGGGCAGUAGACGACCCCAAGGAGCAGACCGUGGGGCAAGACGGACAUUGAAACCUAGAUAGCCACAUUCACUCUGCGAUGAUGAUAGAUUAUCAUCUUUUAAGAUCACUUCUACAUUUGUGCUAGAGGUAGCGAUUUCAGCGUGCUAGCAAGGAAGGUACUGCUACUUAUUGUUUUCUUUUUCGAACGGAGCUUUACAGUGGAUCUUUAAAAUAACCAACCAUCACAUAUUGAUGUUGUAUUUACAUGUAUUUUUCUUUCUAAAAAAAUCAUCUGGAGGUUAUAGUACAAACACAUUGGAUGGAGUGGAAUACGUCUUUGUUCAUCCAAAAACAAGUUUAUGAGAAUUCUACUUGAUUCUAGUACAACUUUGUGUCCAUGUAUUAUCUUCUUAGCUCUCUUUUCAAUCGAUACAUGUGAAUUACUGUGAUUUAACUGUUGUUUCAUUCCAGAUAUCAGUGGG
Molecule: messenger RNA, 1180 nt
Organism: Ilex paraguariensis (yerba mate)
Lineage: Eukaryota; Viridiplantae; Streptophyta; Magnoliopsida; Aquifoliales; Aquifoliaceae
Source: the annotation of a GenBank genome assembly